Messenger RNA from Phalaenopsis equestris, 638 nucleotides. RefSeq lists its product as uncharacterized. NCBI's taxonomy places the organism in Eukaryota, Viridiplantae, Streptophyta, Magnoliopsida, Asparagales, Orchidaceae. The record is from RefSeq and is a predicted model, not a curated record. Bases 18 to 530 code for a protein of 170 amino acids. The transcript has 3 exons.
AGGAAACCAUACCAGCAAUGGGAAACUGUCAAGCGGGGGAAGCAGCCACAGUACUGAUCCAACACCCAAACGGCGCCUCCAUGAAAUUCUACCACUCGCUAAGCGCCAGCCAUGUCAUGGCCUCUAAUCCCGGCCACUACGUCGCGAUCAUCAUCACCUCACAGCCUAUCCCCAACCCCUCCAGCGCCGCCGCUCCAGUGAAGCAACUAAGGCUUCUCCGCCCCGCUGAUAAGCUCCAUAUAGGACAAAUAUACCGCUUAAUUAGCUUCCAAGUUCUUAGCGAACUGGCGUCGAAGAAGAAGGUGAGGCUUAGCAAAAUGAUUCUUGGCUGCGAGGAGAAGAGGAUGAGCGACCAGAGCAGAGGAGGUGGAGAUCGAGCGGCUGAGUCCGGCCGUAUCUCGCUGCCGGCGAAGAUGUUACAGGCGGCGGAGGACUACGAGAAGCAAUGCGGAGGAGGGACUGCCUUGCUUCUGAGGCCUGCGCCAUGGAGGCCAGCUUUGGAGAGCAUCAGGGAGAUUGAACAGAGUUGAGCUCACCGGCGGUGCUGUGAUUUUAUCACAAAAAAAAUGGAGAUUAGUGAAGGAUUUAUGUAUGCAAUCAUUGAUAGAAUGAGGGGAAAUUUUCUAAUUAGAGUUUUU